AUGAGAAGAGGACUUAACAUAAACUAAUUUUAAGACUGGUAAUGCGGAUAGGACUAUGAGCUCGUAAAACUCCUAGGUACAGGAUCCUAUGGAUAAGUUGCUAGUGCUGUUCAUAAGCCCACUGGCAAAAAGGUUGCCAUAAAAAAGAUGGAUAAUAUAUUCGAUGAUGAAGUUGAUUGCAAAAGAAUUUUAAGGGAAAUCACUUUACUUAGAAGACUUAGACAUCCUUAUGUGGUUGAACUUUUCGAUAUCAUAGAGCCAGCUGAUGUUGAUAAAUUUGAUACUCUCUAUGUUGUACUUGAACUAGCAGAGAGUGAUUUGAAGAAAGUUAUAAAAUCUGCAAUCCACUUGUAGCUUAAGCAUAUUUAGCUCGUGGUUUAUAAUUUAUUCUGCGCAGUAAGAUAUUUGCAUUCUGCCAAUGUCUUGCAUAGAGAUCUCAAGCCCGCUAAUAUUCUUGUUAACGAGGACUGCAGUGUUAAAAUUUGCGAUUUCGGAUUGGCAAGAAGUAUUGCUGGAGUUGAAUAAGCUAGUUUGAUCAUUGGUAGCAGUAAGAGAUUCGGCAAAAAUGAAGAAAACUCAAUGAGAACUGAUGAGAACCACGAAGAAGUAACACUAAAAGGAACAGAACCAGCAAGGCUCCAUCACCAAGAUUAGACUGUAGAAGAGCUUAAAAAAGAGGAGGAGGAAAAAGGAGCGGAUACUACACCAACAAGUCAAAUGACAGAGGCCUAAAAGAGAUAAGAAAUGACUAAAAGAUUACUAAAGACAAAAGAUCAAAGAAAAAAUAUCAAGAGAGAACUUACAGGGCAUGUAGUAACCAGAUGGUAUAGAGCACCAGAACUCAUUCUACUCGAAAAAGAGUAUGGUCCAGCUAUUGAUGUCUGGUCCGUAGGUUGCAUAUUCGCUGAGUUACUCGGCAUGAUGAAGGAGAGUGCACCAACAUAUCUCGAUAGAAGACCUUUAUUCCCAGGUAAAUCUUGCUUCCCACUGAGUCCAGACCACGACAGCAAAUCCGUAGAUAAUCGUCAUGGAUUCCCCAUAUCAACAAACGAUUAAUUAGCUGUUAUUUUCUUGGUUAUUGGAACUCCAAAUGAGGAAGAUAAGUCUUUUGUCACAGAUCAAAAAGCUCUCGACUACCUAAAUGCCUUCCCUAACAGAGAAAAAGUUGACUUAUGCACCAUUUAUCCAGGUGCUGGGGAGGAGGCCAUUGACCUCUUGCACAAGAUUCUAGUAUUUAACCCUUAUUUCAGAAUAUCCCUUGACGAUUGUCUUGAGCAUCCAUUCUUCAAGAGCAUGAGAAAGCCAGAUAAAGAAUAAAAGGCUACCGAGGGAGUUCAUUUCGACUGGGAAAAGGAGACAAUGGAUAUUCCUAAAUUAAGACAGCACUUUUUGGAGGAGAUUAUGUAUUUUAAAAAAUUAAGAGAAAAGGGAGCAUAAUGA
Messenger RNA from Stylonychia lemnae, 1440 nucleotides. NCBI's taxonomy places the organism in Eukaryota, Ciliophora, Spirotrichea, Sporadotrichida, Oxytrichidae. The record is from the annotation of a GenBank genome assembly.